Molecule: messenger RNA, 1074 nt
Organism: Candida tropicalis MYA-3404
Lineage: Eukaryota; Fungi; Ascomycota; Pichiomycetes; Serinales; Debaryomycetaceae
Gene: IFR2
Product: Ifr2p
Exons: 1
Coding region: 1-1074 (357 amino acids)
Molecular function (GO): oxidoreductase activity, acting on NAD(P)H
Source: RefSeq, a predicted model, not a curated record
AUGAAAGCAGCCGUUGUUCCAGAAGGAGAAUUAUCCAAAUUAGCGGAAGUUAAAGAUAUCCCAAAGCCAUCCAUCAAUGAUGAUCAAAUUUUGAUCAAAAGUAAAGCAUAUGCCAUUAACCCAACUGAUUGGAAACACAUUGUUUACAAAUUGAGUAAACCUGGUGAUGUCAUUGGAAGUGAUGUCAGUGGUGUUGUUGAAGAAGUUGGAUCUAAUGUUACAAACUUUAAAAAAGGUGAUGUUGUCAGUUCAUUCGUCAUGGGAAAUGUUUCCCCAGACUCAGGAGCUUUUGCAGAAUAUGUUGUUGCAUACCCUGGUGGAACUAUUAAAUAUGAUCACAGUUUAGAUAACCCGGCCAAAACUGAGGCAUCUGUAAUUGAUUCCUAUGAAGGUGCAGCAAGUAUCACUUUGGGUUUAUGUACUGUUGCACAAUCCUUUUCACAUUACUUGAAACUUGAUAAGUUUUCAAAUCCAGGUGAUUCAAUUUUAAUUUGGGGUGGUGCUACUGCUACCGGUGUUUUGGCUAUCCAAGUUGCUAAAUUGGUUUACAAGUUGAAUGUCAUUGCUACUGCUUCACCAAAGAAUCAUCAAUAUUUGAAAGAUUUGGGUGCUGAUCACGUUGUUGAUUAUAAUGAUCCUGAUGUUGUUAACAAGAUCAAAGCCAUUGGUAAAGUUAAGUUUGCUCUUGAUACUAUUUCAGAUAAAAGUACUUAUCAAACUGUUUAUGAUGCAACUGAAGGUUCUCCAGAAGUUUACUUAGAUAACUUGUUGAGCUUAAAUGCCGAUUCAAUUAAAACUGAUCCAAGCAGAGACGGUACUGUUAAAUUUGGUACUACUUUGGCUUACCUUAGUGUCAUCAAAGAAAAGGAUCUUUUUGGUAAUGUAUUCUAUCAAACUCCUGAACUUUUAGAAGAACAUACUAAAUGGUGGGAAGAGGUUGUUCCUACUAUUAUCAACAAGCUUAAACAUACUAAACUUAGAAAAGUAGAUGGUGGUUUAAGUGCUGCUGACGAAGCAUUGAAAUUGUCCAGAGAUAGUAAAGUUUCUGCUGAAAAGAUUGUUUUUGGUCUUUGA